AUGGGGCUGGUACAUCACGGCCUAGACCUGUUCAACUACGAUCAGAAAACCUGCUCUAACCAGGUUUUGAUCACUGCAAAAGAGACUCCGUCUAACAUUGAAUAUGACGAGUAUGUUGUCUACAAGCGGUCAGAGGAGCCUGGAGCACCAUCCACAAAGCGGGAUCCCUGGGUGGAUGAUGACGACCACAUCACCCACCACUUCACUCGCGAUGAUACUUCGGGAACAGCUCUUUUCGACCUAGCCUUUCGGCGUGGGCACAUGCUUGACCGUGAAGGCAGUUUUCGAAAACCAGACGAUGAUGAAGUACCAUCAGCCGGAAUGGAAGGCCGAAUACGCCGGGUAAUCUGUUUUAAGCGUAAAACUAUUUACGACGGUGGUCGAGACAUUCUUAGCAUGACGGUUGAUGACCUGGCUGCCAUGAACCUUCAUCCUGCCACGCUGCAAUACUCAACUCGAACUACCACGGAAUCUAGAUUCUGGUCCAAAGACAAAUCCCAGCUGAGUAUUAUUCUCGCAUUCUCAGAGAUGCCAAAGACGCCCUGUGACUUCCUGUCCAUGACAUACGAUGUCCGCGAACGCUCCGCGACCAUCCUUGCCCGACAGUCAUGGGAGCCAAGACGACACAACCUCGAUGACCUCGACGAAUAUGAUCAUCGUCUGGAAUCAUGCAGAAAUCAUUGGGCGCACCCUCUCAUCAUGCCCGUUGUGCUUCUCCAAGUGCAAUUUAUGCGAUGUGAAGAGGCUGUUAUCGAGAACAACUCCAACGUGGCUCAUUUGGAAUACGAUGUCAGCAACAUUGCCGGCUUCGAUGCUACAGAGACUGGGAAGCGUCUCAGUCGCACUUUCAGCAAUGGCAAAGAUGGCGAGAGAAUUGCCUGGGGCCCAAGCACCAUGACCAAACUCAUGAAAAGGGCACACGAAGUUCUCAAGGACACCAUUAAACUGCUGGAUACUAUUCGCUGGAUGGAGAGAGCUAUCAAAGUGUUAAUAUUGGCCGGAGACGAGUUGAAUGAGCGAAUGGGAAACUAUUCUAACUUCGGCAAUGAUCUCAGUAUGUUGAGUCCCACGGUAAUCGACCCUCUGGGAGGACCUCCUGCAGUGAGUCCAGUUCUGCCUCCCAGAGAUCUCCCUAGGCUUCGAUUUCCUGAUGAAAUGACGGAUGGCGAUUCUUUGGGGCCCCAUUGGCAUGAGAUCAGACAGUAUCUUGAUGGUUUGUUGCGUCUUUGCAUGGGUCUUGAGACGGAUAGGCGCAUGUCGGAGGCCAGAUGCCGUGCUCAGAUCGAUAUGAUCUACAGUAAGAUGGCCCAAGAAGACAAUAUCCUGAACGCUCGAAUGGCUGUAGCAUCAUCACGCGACAGUUCCUCGAUGAAAGCUCUCGCUGUGAUAACCGCCAUCUUUCUACCCGGCGAAUUCCUUGGAACUCUCUUCGGUAUGUCCAUGUUUGACUGGCUCGGCCCAGAUGAAGAAGACGACGAUUCAUCUAGACCUAUGACAUUCGGCGCGCAUUUUUGGUAUUAUUGGUCUACAGCUAUUCCACUCACUCUUCUGAUUUUGUUCGUCUGGCGAGCUUGGUGGGUUACCCAAGAUCGUUAUUUCAGACGUCAUCUUUCGCAAGAACUUAGCGAGGAGCGUUUCUGGACCGCCGAUGGAAAGCCGCGCAAGCUAGAACGAAGUUUCAUUUGGGAUUUCUUCUACCUUUCCGCUAGGCGUGAUGAGAAACCACGACCAGAAGAUGACUUGGCUGAGCUGGAGACCAUCCAUUCUGGGGCGAAGGAAGGAAAUGAUGAGGGAUUGACUGGGGCUACUGAUAUGAGGCAGAGACAGAUUUUGGAGACGAGGAAAUGGAGUCUUCAUCAGAGAGGGACGAACGUCGCGGUUUAG
Messenger RNA from Fusarium subglutinans, 1884 nucleotides. RefSeq lists its product as uncharacterized. The record is from RefSeq and is a predicted model, not a curated record. The coding region runs from base 1 to 1884 and encodes 627 amino acids. Lineage: Eukaryota; Fungi; Ascomycota; Sordariomycetes; Hypocreales; Nectriaceae. The transcript has 5 exons.